CCUAUGUUGCGCAAAAGAGGAAGCAAAUCGGCUUCAUUUCCGCUGCAGUCGCGAGAACGGGGACGCCAAAUAAAGAAAAUGUUUAGAGAAAGGGACAAUUGACGCCAGAGAGGGUUUAAUUCAAUACAUAAUACUAGGAAAUAGUUUAUCCGAACAUCGGCUAUCUGAAGUUUUGAGUUAAAAAAAAUCAAGUACGUACACAGCCAGUUCGGGGUUAACACUGAGGCUGACGAGUUCCCUUGUUCUGCAGUUCGCUUUUGAGGAAGCCCCUCGUCCAGCCAGCUGGAAUAGCUCAUCUGUUAGCUGGUCAACGGCCGCGCCACCGCAAGAAAUGGGGACGAGAGCCAGUCGUCUACAAGAAGACCCGGUGGUUCCCCCUGCUUUCGGUAAAGAUGGACCCAGGCGGGAGUCCUACCGGAGACCCCGCUGUCCCAGGCCCACAAGUCUGGUGGUGGAGUUCUCGGGGAGUUUUGAAGACACGGAGACCAAUCAGAGCCGCUCGGAGGAAGGCAGUGAUUCGGACAUGGGACCGCAGGCAAGCGCUGACGGAAGCCCCGAAGAUAACCACAGCCUUCCCUCUAGCAUCAGCCCAGCCUCGCCGGCGGAUGACACCAGCGAUGGGAGGCCGGGAGAUGAGGGAAACCUAAGCCCACAGGCCGCUGAUAAUGCGGAACAUCAACCCGGGGAGGAGACAGGCCGCAUGGCUCACCGCACUUUUUCAGAGCGUCUCCCCGGGAAUCGCCACUCUUCUGCGCGCAGUGUCACCACCAGAUCCGCUCGGGUUCGGGGCAUACACCAGCGCCCGAUGUCUGAGGCAUGGAUCGGCCUUUACCGAGUCAACAGCCGUCAUGGCAACAUUCGCUGUCCAUUUUGCACCAAGCCUUUCCCCGGAGGGAGGAUCGAGGAUCACCUGUUGAGUUGCCUUACAUCACCCCCGCUGCCGUACAACACGGACGUGCUCAGUAAAGACAGUGGCGAGUGCUCCAUCUGCCUGGAGGAGCUGGCCCAGGGCGAGACUAUAGCCAGGCUGGCCUGCCUUUGCGUCUACCACAAGAGCUGUAUUGAUUCCUGGUCCAAGGUGAAGCCUUGCUGCCCCGAACAUCCCUUUGAUUGACUUCCAGGUCGCUGAUGACGUGCCCCAGUGACCUACCCCUCUCAGGAUACUACACUGAAUCCCAAUACUGCAAGGAAAAAACGAAAUACACAUCUAUAUAUCUAUAUAUUAUUUGCAAAGUACCCGCAUAGAGGAACCGCCUAUAUUACAACGACGACGCAGAGACUGAAAAUGUCUGAAAGCCUGUUGGGGGGGGGGGGGGGGCCCAGGGGUCCAACCCCCAGGGGUCCAACCCCCAGGGGGCGGGGCUUCCAUCUUAACGCCAAAGGAAAGGAUGUUCACCUGAAUCCGAUCUCGCCGCUCGUGAAAACGUGUCCGGCCAAAAUUUGAAAACAAGCGGCCGUGCCCCCCCCCCCAGGAGAGACCAUGUCCAACGCGGGGGACGAAGACAAAUGUUUUCCCUCCCUUUUUGUGCCCUCCAAAGACCUCAUUGGCUCCGCCUCCCCCCCUGUGUUCUAUCCGGAGAGCGGUUGGUUGUUUUGUAUACCGUUUGCUUCAACAAAGAAAGUAUUGCUUCAUAUUCCGUUGAUCGAAUGUGGCUUUCCUUGGCUUUUUUCCGCUUCCGAAUUACGGAUCCAGCAUACUGGGUCGGCUGGCAUAGACAGCGAGUUGCUUUUUGCCGGGUUUUUAUUCCAGUUUUGUUUGUUUUUCCGAAGAGCCCGAAAGGACGAGGGCCUGUGUGGG
Gadus chalcogrammus (walleye pollock) is the source of this 1798-nucleotide messenger RNA. RefSeq lists its product as uncharacterized. The record is from RefSeq and is a predicted model, not a curated record. Bases 332 to 1114 code for a protein of 260 amino acids. The transcript has 5 exons. Lineage: Eukaryota; Metazoa; Chordata; Actinopteri; Gadiformes; Gadidae.